CAAAACGAUUGUUGAUCAAACCGGUUUCUCUUUCUUUAUUUCAUACAUUAGUGAUAUAACUGGAGGAGCAUUUUUAUCUUUUCCGCUGGACUAGCUGGCAAAAAUAAAAUACAAAUUAAAAACUAGAUACCAACCAAAAGCAAAACGGCAGGCAACGGAACUCAAACUUUCUGUCGAGUGUCGGUUCGGUCUUCGGUCAUGACAUUUUGCUCUCGCCCUUCAGACUAGCUGGACGUGCGAACUGUGAACAUACGCUUACGCUUACGCCAAACUAAUAAAAACAUUACAAGCGGGACAUAGACAUAAUAAAGUAAAAUAAGAAAAUAAAAAUAAAUAGUGAAAGAAAGACAAAAAUAAAAUUUCACACCAAAUAUACCAAAAACAAAAAGAAAAAAAUAUCUUAUUCUUUUAUGUGCUGUCAUUCAUGCACCUGCGUGCGUAUAUAACAGUUUAGUACGAUAAAAUUCUUUUUUUUUUGCUUUUGUUGUUGUACUGUAAAUGAUUUAUUAGUGCUCUCACUUCCUCUAACCAACCACCCACCUCGAUUGUGUGUUCAUUCUACUGUCGUUCGCGUCUUGUGCGAGUUGUCAUUUUUGACCUUCAAAAUUCCUUCAAAUCGACGCAGCACUAGUUUAGUUGUUGGAAACCAUCAACGAAAAAGAUAAAAUAAAAUUUCAAAAAAAGAAAAGAAGAAACAUCCGAGAUCCAAAUCCGAGAGACUAGAGAGACAGUGAAUCUUGUUUUAUUUUUUACACAUCAAAAGUUUAAAACAAAACAAGAAAAUCGUGCAGAAAACAUCAUCACCUGCAUCAUCGUAUCUACACAAUACACAAUAAGAUAAAUACAAAUAAAAAUAAUGGAUAAAGAGAUAAGUGCAACGCUAGAAACGAUUGCUAUUAAUAGUGAUUUAUGCAAAGAGAAGUACAAAAGCAAAGAAAAGUCAAAAACUGGUGCAGCGCCGAAGAUCUUCAGUGAAAAAUCAAAAAUGAUUCGCGAACACUGCAAAGAACUCAUCCUCACGGAAGAGCAAAUAAAAGAAUUAAAUUAUCGCAUUUUGCACGAGAUCAAACGUGGCCUGGCUAAGGAUACCCACGACCGCGCUAAUGUGAAGUGUUUUGUAACAUACGUGCAGGAUCUGCCCAAUGGCAAUGAACGGGGAAAAUUUUUAGCCCUCGAUUUGGGUGGCACCAAUUUUCGUGUGUUGCUGAUUCAUCUCAAGGGCGAAAAUGACUUUCAAAUGGAGUCACGUAUCUAUGCGAUACCGCAGCAUAUCAUGCUUGGAUCUGGAAUCCAGUUAUUCGAUCACAUCGCUGAGUGUCUGUCGAAUUUUAUGAACGAACAUGAUGUGUAUAAAGAGCGUUUGCCCUUGGGUUUCACAUUUUCGUUUCCACUGCAGCAACUGGGCCUGACGAAGGGCUUGCUUGUUACAUGGACAAAAGGUUUCAACUGUGAGGGGGUUGUCAACGAGGAUGUUGUGCAGCUGCUGAAGGAUGCCAUUGCUCGGAGGGGAGAUGUGCAGAUUGACGUUUGUGCUAUUCUCAACGACACCACUGGUACUCUUAUGUCAUGUGCCUGGAAGAACCACAACUGUAAGAUUGGCCUGAUUGUGGGAACGGGUAGUAAUGCGUGCUACGUGGAACGAGUAGAGGAAGCUGAACUGUUCGAUGGCAAAGACAAUCAAAAGACCCACGUACUCAUCAACACAGAAUGGGGAGCCUUCGGAGACAAUGGAGCUCUGGACUUUGUGCGGACAGAAUACGAUGACGACGUGGACAAGCAUAGUAUUAACCCGGGUAAGCAAUGUUUUGAGAAAAUGAUUUCUGGUAUGUAUAUGGGCGAGUUGGUGCGUCUGGUAUUGGCUAAGUUCGCGAAACAAGGAAUUCUCUUCAAGGGCCAGGAGUGUGACAUCCUAAUGACCCGUGGAACAUUCUUCACCAAAUACGUCUCAGAAAUCGAGGCGGACGAGGUCGGUAACUACACAAACUGCCGGAGUGUGCUUGAAGAACUUGGCCUAAACAAUGCCACCGAUGAAGACUGCGAGGAUGUGCGCUUCAUCUGCGAAUGUGUGUCGACGAGAGCAGCUCAUCUCGUGAGUUGUGGCAUUGCCACGCUAAUCAAUAAAAUGAACGAACCCUUUGUCACUGUCGGAGUGGAUGGCUCUGUGUACCGUUUCCAUCCAAAAUUCCACAAUCUUAUGUUCGAAAAGAUCAAGAGUCUCAUCAAGCCUGGCAUCCAUUUCGACUUGAUGCUCUCUGAGGAUGGUUCUGGACGAGGUGCCGCCCUGGUUGCGGCUGUUGCUUGCAGAGAGGAUGAAGAUGAUUAGAAUUACAAUUAAACAAAAAUAAAAUAAUGAAACCUAAUUUGAAUUAUCCCAUUCUUGUUACCAGCUCGCAGCGCUGUUCAUUAACUUAACAUUUUUUCGGAAAACAAAAAUAACGGUCGUGGUUAACGGAGUCGCAGUCGGAGGCGGAUGAGAGAUUUAAAUUUAUUAAUUUUUUGAGCAUAGUACAUUAAAGGAAGAAAAUUACUGAUGGAUAGAUGUCAGGAUGUAGGAAGAAGUGGAGCGCAAACAGAAACAUACAACAUUAUAUAUUUCUUAAGAUUAUAAUCAAAUAAUUAAUUACACUUUAUAUUAUAUCUAUAUUUGGAUUUGUUGUAAUAUUAUUGGUUUAGUAUUUUAUUUUAUUUUUUUUUGCCUAGAUAUAAAGUGGAACUUAAUUUUUUUAAAACAUAAAAAGCCACACGUUUUAUCUGUUUUAUUCUCGAGCAGUUUUAAUUUAUAUUCAAUUAUAUACUUGGUACAUAGUUAGAGAGAUGUAAGAAAAAAGGAAAAGAGAAGAAAAAACGCUGCUGCUUGUUUGUAAAGUGUAGAAAAAAUGUAUUUAAAGUAUUUAUUUAAAAAUAAAAAUAAAAAAACAGAAAAAGCAAAAGAAAACAACCAAAACCUCAAUCAAGAAAAAGAAA
Molecule: messenger RNA, 2964 nt
Organism: Eupeodes corollae
Lineage: Eukaryota; Metazoa; Arthropoda; Insecta; Diptera; Syrphidae
Product: hexokinase type 2-like
Exons: 1
Coding region: 857-2323 (488 amino acids)
Biological process (GO): glycolytic process; intracellular glucose homeostasis; glucose 6-phosphate metabolic process
Cellular component (GO): cytosol; mitochondrion
Molecular function (GO): glucokinase activity; mannokinase activity; ATP binding
Source: RefSeq, a predicted model, not a curated record